UACGAAAUACCUUUACUUAAAUUAGAAUAAAUCAGUUGAUGAACUACAAAACCUAGUUUUAGAGCCAUGGCGUUGGAUAUGAAAGUGUUGCCUAUUGAAUGUAAACCGUUACAUGUUCCACCCCUUGAAGAAAUUGCAGAUGUUUUAAACAAGGGACUGAAGAAACAUUUUCAAGAUGUCAAAGUUGAGGUGGUCAACUGCCCUGAUCUUACACAAAUGCCUUUUACAUUGGCCAAUAAAGGUUUAAAUGGUAACACUCAUAUGAUGGAUGUUGGAGGACCUCCUUACCUUGUACCUUUCGUACAAUAUGACAAGGUGUAUGAUUUGUGCGAUAUUCCCGAUGUAGUAAAAAUGAAGUCAGCUUUCAUAAUAGGAGCAGGUGCAGGUCCACAUCCCUACGCCACCGUUAAUUGUGAGGCAAUUAUGAAUAUCAAUAUCGAAAAUAGUUUAGUCAAACAGCAAACUCGUAUCGUUAAAGUGAACCAAACAGACGGAACGCCUGUGCAAGAACAACUCCCGACAACAGAAACGCGCUUCGCAUUACUUGGGAACUUUUUCAUAUGCGAAGGAAAACCUGGGCAGGUUCUGCAAGUUCAUGUAAAGAAGCGAGUCGGCUGCAUGGAUUUCAUUGCGAGUAUACGAGGUGUACUGGCUGAUCAUUACGGAAAUCGAAUUUUAGGAUUAGGUGGUACCUUUCUAUUGAGGGAGGGAAAAGCGAAGCAACACGUAAUGCCCCACUUUUCGGAGACAGCUAUAAACUCCGACGAUGAGAUUAAUCAGUGGUUAAAGUUUUACGAAAUGUCCGCACCUUUAAUCGCCAACGGCACUCUUAUUACCGGCGAUUACGACCUCGAUUUGCGAGUGCAGCAUUUUCACAGCUUCAGCUAUCACGGAGAAGGUGGCCAUUAUCAUAUCGACACCACGCCCGACACGGUCGAAUACCUGGGGUACUUCAAUUUAGCCCAAGAUAUUUAUCGGGUCGAUAAACCUGAACACACCCAUAAAGUGGGAAGAGAUUAAAAUUGUCAAUAAUAAAUUCUAUGGGUUUAACUUUU
Messenger RNA from Photinus pyralis (common eastern firefly), 1055 nucleotides. RefSeq names its product ester hydrolase C11orf54 homolog. NCBI's taxonomy places the organism in Eukaryota, Metazoa, Arthropoda, Insecta, Coleoptera, Lampyridae. Gene Ontology annotation, cellular component: nucleus. Gene Ontology annotation, molecular function: zinc ion binding; hydrolase activity, acting on ester bonds. The record is from RefSeq and is a predicted model, not a curated record. Bases 67 to 1020 code for a protein of 317 amino acids. The transcript is spliced from 7 exons.